AUGGGAAUCAAAGACACGUCCGCGACCACCUCCCAGCCACACAUCUGCAUCAUCGGCUCAUUGAACAUCGACUUCGUCACAUCCACACCCCGAUGCCCCGGCCCCGGCGAAACUCUCACAGCAACCUCAUUGUCCGUGACAGCCGGCGGUAAGGGUGGAAACCAGGCAACCGCCUGCGGCCGAGCCUCAUUCACUUCCAAGACAAGCCAAGAUGUUGCAGUUAGCAUGAUUGGAGCAGUCGGCGCCGACGAUGUCUACUACUCGACGCUCCUCAAGCCAGGUCUCGAACAGUCGGGAGUCACCACAGCAACCAUCGAAGAAUCAACCGAGGCACAGACCGGCUCGGCCAGUAUUAUCGUCGAAGAAGAUAUCGGGGGAGAGAACCGUAUCCUGGUCGUUCCUGGUGCCAACCACGCUGGAAUGAUGAGCGACGUGGCGCAGAUCAUAACCGCCGUCAAGGAGCAGAGUGUCCGCCCCGGACUUAUCGUUUUGCAGGGAGAGAUCCCGCGCAAGACGACCCUUGGUCUAUUGGAAUAUUUCAACGGUGGCGACGUCUCGACGACAGAUCGAUCGCACAUUGUCUUCAACCCUGCACCCGUUUUCCCCGAGGGAAUCUCACUCGCGGCGCUCAAGCAUACCUCCGUCCUGAUCAUGAAUGAAACAGAGGCUGUGCAGAUGUCGAGAUCAAUUGCCGGUCUUCCGGUUUCUGACCUGACUCAGCCCACUGAGCUGGAUUGCCUGCAGCCCGAAGAGCUUGCGCCGAGAUUUCACGAGCUGGCCCACGUCCCGAUUGUGCUUAUCACACUUGGAGCCAAGGGCGUUUACUUCUCAACCCGGACCGGUCGACGAGGCGUUGUGCGGGGCGUGAAGGUCGUAAAGGUGGUUGAUACGACCGCUGCGGGCGAUACAUUUGUCGGAUACUUUUCGACAGCGCUUGCGCGAUUCCUCGCCCAGAAUACCUCUUUGGUAGCAUUCGACGAUGAGAUUGAGGCUGCGGUCUCGAAGGCAAAUGCGGCGGCGGCCAAAUGCGUGCAGCGCCGCGGUGCAAUGCAGAGUAUUCCCUUUGCUUAUGACAUGGAGUAG
Molecule: messenger RNA, 1083 nt
Organism: Penicillium argentinense
Lineage: Eukaryota; Fungi; Ascomycota; Eurotiomycetes; Eurotiales; Aspergillaceae
Product: ribokinase
Exons: 1
Coding region: 1-1083 (360 amino acids)
Biological process (GO): D-ribose metabolic process
Molecular function (GO): ribokinase activity
Source: RefSeq, a predicted model, not a curated record